CACAUACAACAUACAAUACAGUUCGAACGAAGAACACUCCGCACUCCGCAAACAGUCGUAUUCUGUGAAGUUUCUUUAUAGUAUGAGUAGGUCAAACAUAAGCAACAGGUGUAAUGCGGAUAUGAAUAUUGUUAAAAGUCCGAGAAUUUUAAUCAUUAAUCGAAAGUAAAAGCUUGGAAGCUGAAGAAACUGUCCACGCAAUAAAUACAGUGAAAAAUGGGGUUAAUCAAGAGAUAGUGUUUUUAAUUAAUAAGGAAGUUUUGUGAGCAUUUUUCCCGUUUAGUAGUGACACUAAAAUUAUCUCGGUUCACACAUAAAUUAUGUAAAUAUUCAGAGUGAUCUGUGCCAGAAACAAAUGCGAAUCGCGAUAAGAUAUCUCGUUUUUUUGUUUAGUCAACGAAAUACUCCGGAUUAAUCAGAGAUUAGUUGGAUAUAUAGAAGAUAUUUUUACAACAUGCCCCUGAGCACAGUUUGUGUCAGUACUGUGAGCAGUAGACCAAGGACUUGGUCGUCAUAUUCGAAUAUCCGUGCCAAAGAUGUUCACGAAAUUUUCAUCAUGAACAGUACCGAAGAUAUAGUUGUAUACAAAGAUCCCGCUGAACCUUUCCAUUCGCCCAGCCUUCAACGACGAACUUUAGGAUGCAGCUACGAUUUUCCCGAAAAGUCUAACAAAAAAGACAAGAAAUGGUCCAUAAGUAGCAUAUUUCGACGAAAGAAGAAAGAAGAGAGCGAAAGCACUAGCGAAGAAGAUGUACAGAAGAAAGGUUUCCUCGGAAGACGGAGAAAGAAAUCUGAAACUCGAAAGAAACGGAAUGUUAAGCCGUCAGUCCCAUUCGACCACGUGGUUCUUCACCCAGGCUCCAGAAAUUCACUCAGCUAUAAUGGAUAUAACUACGGGGAAGAUGUCGGCGUACUAUCAGAUCCUACGGCAGGCUUUUCGAAUUACAUAGGUAGAGCCCUGCCCCAAAUACCUCCAUCUGAUUCUGGCCAAAACUUUAGCCGAGAAUCAUUAAAUCAAUCUUCUAAUAACAAUUUACUAACUGGUUCCGUAGAUAGUGUGAGAAAAAGUCGAAAGGAACUGACCAAAGCUCGAGCUGAAGCAAGGAGAACUUGUUCCAAAAAUGGCAGCAGUUCGGAGGAAGAAUCUCAACACUCCAAUGGUUCCCUACAAAUCCGCAGUGAGGAAAAUCUGAAGAUAGAGAAACAAUACAGCAAGCGUACACGAGCAGCUAGAACUGAAAGAUAUUUAAAACGACAUUCACGUGAUGGUGAAAAUCCUCAUAAUUAUUUAAGACUGUCAAAAUCAGACGUAGAAAAUUCUCCAAUGAACUGGAAGUACUCAGAUGACAGUGCUAGAUCACCGAGUCGGAGUCCUCUAGUUCCAAAAUCUUUAGUAUCUCCGGAAAACAAUCAUAAACUUUCAUUUUCUAGUUUGAACUCUCAAAGUUCUGGACUAACAACGAUUCCUCCUAGUCAUGCUAACAAUGGAAGAUACAGAGUUAGCAAUUCCACCAGUAAUCCUUCAUACAAACCUCCACAAUCCAUGAACGAUUAUAAUAAUAGCAUUAAAAAACACACUCAAAAAUUCUUUCCUGAUUAUAGAAGCGUUUCUUGUGAUGCUAAUAUACACAAAGCUCCAUCAGCUGAAUUUUCGCCAGAAAUACUCCAUGUGCAAUUCCCAGUCAUGAGACCGAAACGAGGAUUUCGGAAUUUGAGCCUCAUAGAUACAUCUCAAAUUAACAAUUUAAGACAACCCCCUCCCCCACCCCCAAGAGAUCCAAAUCGAACGUACGGUAAUCAGUAUCUUGAUAACGGUAGACCAAAUACGUUUUAUUUUGACAACUCUGGACAUACCAAAUCAAAAUCGUUUAACCAUGCUUUACACAGCGAACAAAAUCCAAGAAAGUUUAAUUCUUUUAACCUUCAUCCCAACUAUAGAUCUACAUCAGAGGACCAGCUAACUAGAAACAGUCUGAGUGUUCAAUUGCAAUGUCGACCAUCAUCCACAACUCCGGAAUUCACACGUUCGCAUAAAUUAACAAUGCCACCUGAGGAAACCAAGAAUCCUGCUGAGGAAUUUAACUAUUUAACUGAUAAAAAACCUAGAAGCCGAAAGCCGAUAUUUAUUAAAACAGGAAAUAAAACGACCAGUGAAACCAAUGUUAAUAAAGACAAUUCUGGAAGUCAGAAAGCACUAAAUUUCUGGAAAGAAAUUGAUCGUCAGAAUUCAUUAAAUAAACAUUUGCCGCCCAAGAAUCUUCGUUCAGAGAGUCCUCAGAUGUUUACUAGUCACACACACGUACAAACAAAAGUCUUCCUUCCCAGUGCUAUCCAAACCGAAAGUAACUCAAUCAGUCCCAGUAAUAAUAAGACGAAACUCAGUUCUAGUCAGUUCAGUUCACCAAAGUUCGAGGUCGUUGAAGUACCUUUGAAAGAUGACGUUUCUAUGCUAGGUACUGUUAGCAAAGAAGAUAUAAAACGGAAGUCUGCCAAUUUAGAAGAGGCUUUACAUGAAUUAGAGACAAUAUAUAAUAGCUUGAGGUUAGGAGAUGAGGAUUUGCUCGAAAGAGCCGAACAACGCGAAAAGGAAACACAAAUGAAACACCUGUCUAAAGAUUUGAUGGAUUCUUACCCUAGUUAUACAUCUAGAGGAGCUUUAAGUGAUUCUGGCUUUAGUUACGAACCAUUUGACACUGUAGACUCUCCAAGACGGAAGCGAUUGUCGAAGAAAAAUAAAAUAGAUUUGAAACUGGAUGAUAUGGCAUACAGAAAACUAAACAAAGAUAGAGCGAAUACAAUUGCGGAUCCUCAGUCCGCAAUUUCCCAAAUCAGUUACUUGAUGAGAUCUCCUGUUUUUAAUCGAAACGAGGAUGAAAUGGAGCAGCCUACUACCAUAAACAAUGAGCCCGAUAUAACACUAGAUGACGUGGUAUAUCGGAAUGUGAAACAUUCAAAUAACCUUUUGAAAGUGAUUGAUCCUCAACCACCUUUCGGAAUUCCACUGGGACCAAUAACGCCUGCUGCAAAUAGCGAUUAUUUGCACGCAAAACCAGAAACUAUCUACAAACCAUCGUUUAAACAUAAAAAGAUACCAGACGUUGUAAAGGACGAUUUGGCGUUUAGAAAUCUACGUAAAGAUUCAAACAAAGGUCCAGCAUUACCUCCUCUAACCAGUGAAGAUUUUAGUAACAAUAAUUCAGAUGCAAAUUUGAGCUACUUCAAGAAAAAGAGAGCUCAAAGGUCGAUGUCCGCGAACAUUGGAAAUAUUCUUGGUUCAGGAUCAAUGUCUUCGAGAAACAAUAACGGUGAUGUUGAAAAUGAGUUUAAAACACUGACUGACAUCGCUGAUGCUAUGGAAAUAGCUAGAAGAGUGUUAAAAGAGAAAGAGAAUAAGAUUUCUGCUACCAAAAAGGCUUUUAUGAGUGACACAGACGCUUCCUCUUACUUAUAUCCCAAUGACACCCAUAAAGAAAAUAGACUCAAUUUUUUGAAUGGAUUGAGGCAAAGUACUGUUACUUUCGAUGAGCGAGUGUCCCCCAGGUUAGGGGAUAACUUGUCUUCGAAGCCACCUAGAGGUGUGACACCUGAACGAAGGAGAUCACCGAAGGAAUCUACCCCAAUUCCCGUGUCACCGCUAGAGGAUAAAAGGUAUAUGAACGAGGAUUCAGCUUCGUCUUCUUUUGAUGACUUAUUGAACGCGUUGGCAGAAGAAGCUAAGCAAACUACGGAAAGAAUAACUCAGGAAUUGAAAAAACUUAGCGAGGAAAAGGAUAACGAAAACGCUAGAAAGGCAAAUUCUUUAAAUAAAAGGUUGUCUGAGAUAGAUGCAGUGUCGGAACAGGCAAAGAAAUUGCUAGAAAACGUAGUUGACAGUAGUGAGUUGGUAACUUUGGAAAAAAACGAAGAAGAGGAAGUGAAACAUAUCGAUUUAGAGCCAAUAACGACGGAGUCGGCUACUAUGGUGAUGUCGAGGUUUGAACAUAGAGACCAAGCGAGCACCAAAGACGAAUCUGAGCACGAUUAUGAAAAUCUAUCCUCUGAUAAGGAAAUAAACCUAGAAGAUGGUAUCGUAUCUGCUGGUAUGGACGACAGAGUGAAGAGUCUUUCACCAUUCGAGGAGCACAAAGCGGAACUCAUCGCUAGUUUCCAAGAGCUCAAAGAAAAAGUCGAUGAAAUUAACUUUCCGAUCAAACGAGAAAAUGAAAGUAAAGAUAGUGAAUUGUCGACGAAGAUGGAAUCGAUAUAUGAUAAUCUAGAAAUUGACGAGGUUGCAGGUUUUCCUCAGACAAGACGUCCUCGAUUAUCUAAAUGGCUGCGAUUUUGUUCAGAUGGGAGAUUGCUAGAUCAACGCAGAGAAAUGACUGAUAACCAGGAAGAAAGAAACGAACGAAUUGCCCGCUACAAAGAAGAACGAAGGCGGCAAUUAGCCGAACAGUUUGCUACCCAUCAUUCACCUUCGAGAACAACCAGAAACGUUAACGGUUAUAACAAAGAUGGGGGUUCAUCCAGCAACACCGAAGGCCCCAGACCGACCAGGGCCUCCCAACUGCGAGCCGCAGCAGCCUUAUCUCAGGAAAAUAUUUCUAGUCAGCAGGUUCCAGCUAGUAAAAGUUCUGAGAAAAUGUCCGUAUGUGAUGUAGCCAAUAGCGGAAGCGAGCCAAAGCUCACGGGGUCCAAACGGAUAGAGAGAGAUAAAAGCAACAAGCGGAAGUCGAAUCUGAAUCGUUCACUUAACUCUGAAGAAGUUCCGGAUACCAACAGUGAUAUAAAAGAUCGACGCCGCAGGAGACGCUUUUUCCCUACAGAAGUCUUAGAAUCGUCGUUGGCCACUUCCGGAGAUGACCGAGAAAGAAGCGACUUAAACGCCACUGCCUCUCAAUCCCAAACUUCUACCGUCUCGUCACCAAUCACUGCCUCUUUUUCAUCCUCUUCUACUUCGAAAAUAACUACGCCUAAGAAAUCCGAACUGAGCGUCCACAUGGAAAACGCUCGACGAGGUGUAACUCCAGCUUUUUCAGAAAUGGGAAAGUACAAGCCGUACGCCAAUACCAAACGUGUCGUUACCUCUAGCCCUAAGUCUUCUACAACCAGGUUUAACGCCGACAGCACACAGUCCAGUAAUUCCUUACCUAGAAAAUCGAGUAGUCCUAGUAAUACUAGAGUUAUUGUUUCGGACGAUGAAAGAACUAAAGCCAUCGCUAGUCGAAUGGAAGGGCUUUCAGCUUUAACCAAACAAACUUUAGCGCGAGUCGAAAGAUUAACAAGUAAGACCAGAGAAUCUCCGAGGAAAGAUCUACCAAGGGCACACGAGAGCAGCAGUAGCCCGAUCAAACAAAUAGAUCAAAAAAUGAAGAAAAAGACUCCUGAGAGGUCUCUGCUAUCAUCGAUGCUUAAAAAGAAAUCUGUAGACGAAACCCCAUCAAUUGUCAUAGAAUCUAGUGUUCCAGCUAGUCCUGCUUCUGGACCCGUUUCUAUAUUAAAGAGAAAAGUGUCUCAGGAUGAACAUAAACAGGACGGAAGCCGUCAUUCCUCGACCCAUACGCCUCCAGUAACUUUCUCUCCAAACGUUUUAGAACCUACAACGAGCAAACGGAAACAAGGUAUCUUGAAAAAACGUAGAAGCCUCGAUGAGUCGACUGUAAUGAGGCAUAGAAGUUGUAGUCCAGAUGUAGCUAACAAAGCAGACUCCAGAUCUAUUUUAAAGAAUCAGAGGCGAUCGUCUUUGGAAGAAUUGCGAAGAACUAGAUCACCAGAGACGCCCCUCCAGGGCAUUUUAAAGCGGAGAACUUCUAGACACGAUGAAGACGACCACUCUUUGAACUCUCCACAAAGUAUUCUAAAACGAAAAUCUGGUGCCAGUAGCGCUGGCUCUACCAGCAGUACGCCUCACGUUUCCAUUACCACGGCUGUGAUUCUAGCUGCUGCAGGAGGGGCUGAAAUGGUGCUUGAACCUGAAGCUGACGCCGUCAAACCGAUUCUUAAAAAGAAGAGCUUUUCCGAGGAAUAUUCGCAUUAUUCCGAUACUCCUGUAGAUGUACCGAAACCUAUAUUAAAGAAGAAAUCCAGCACUGAUACUGACGAUUCCGAGGAAAAGCCCAAGCCGAUCUUAAAAUUGCCUAGGACUUCCAUCGAACGAGAUAUCUUGGAAUCCAAUCAGGACUUUAGACCGUUCAAACACACUUCUUCCAGCGAGACUGAAUGCGAAGUCAGACCGAUUCUUAAGCAGAACAGUAGGGAGGAACCGGUCAGACAAAGACUGUCGUUUUGUAGUGAACACACCAACAUUAGAGAUGAACCAAGACCCAGAACUUCCAGAAGGUCGCAUACGAUUUGUACUGAUUUUAACGUAGGGGAUUUUAAUUUAGACACAAGAGAAAGGGAUGAAAUGCUCAAUAAACCGAGACCUUUUUCGGUGCGCGAUUUGGUGAAAUCGUUUGAAACCGAUUGCUCAACCGGGGCUAUACCCAAAAGAAGUAGUUUGAAGAGGAAUAGCGAUAGAUACAAAACGCAACCUAUUACGUCAAAUGAGUUAGAGGCCAGUCGACAUUUGGUUAAAAGUCCGCAGCAGUUUAACGAGGACGAUAUCAAAUCCAAUUUUUCCCAUACGUUCGACGUGCACUCACUGCUAGAUUUCACCACGUCGUUGGAUAAUGACAGCAAUCUAAACAGUUUCUUUUCGUCUUCGUUGCAUAAUCAAACCAAUACAGAAAGCUUCACCUGCGGAAAGAUGUCUUCCGAUUCUGCGUUCCAGUCGUUGGGAGAUGGCCUGGAGUUAGAACAGGACGAAGAUAGUGUACAUGAAUCUGAAAAAGAACAAAUUAAGCCCAAGUCAAAGCAGCCGUCACCUUUGGAGUUACAAAUGAAGGCUGUGGCGGAAGAAGCGAAGAAAAUGAAGCUAGCAAAAGAUGAUGAUGAAGCCGAUGUUUGCAAUAUGAGUUUCGGGGACAGACUAAAGAUGUUCAAUCAGAAAAUAGACCAGACCAUCACCACGAAUUGCAUAAAGCGAACACGUCAUUGUAGAACCCGCUUCGCUACAGACUCGAUAUGCCAAACAGACGUAGACUAUGCACGCAGCUUAUUUGUGAAACCAUCUUACGCUUUAGCCACAGAAGACUUGCACAAUUCGGAAAAACGAAGUAUCCUGAAAAACCCUCCCGAAGCUCCGGCAGUCCAUCAUCGAAACGGCUCACCUCCUCCGAAGAAAUCGUCUCUGAAAAAAUUUAACUCGUUUAACGCUCCCGCCGGUCGCAGGCCUAUUCUAAAGGUCGAAACGUCGCCGGAUAAAGACGACGAAGGCAUCUCGUGCAACGAUUCGGCCUCAAGUUCGGAUUCCGAUGCUUCGUCGAACGCGGCUCGCGAGGGCGCGAAGAGUGACGAACAAAGUGUCGGGAAGAAGGUGGGGAAAUGGAGCGAUAGCACUUCGGAGGGAGAAUCUUCAGGAGGAAGGGAGGUUAGGAGUAUCUUCCAAAACGAGAAUAGACUGAAAAUCAAACAAACUCUGGAGGGCGUUCUGUCCAAGAGCAGAAGCCAAAAUUCAGUAGGUAAUGAUUAUUCGCAACUGUCGCCGAAGAAAACAGUCACCGUCCGGAGAUCUCAAACUCAGAACGAGAUGCCUCAAGCUAUAGCUGACCUACGAGCUAAACUGCAGGAACGGGGAGAGUCGGAAUGGAAGAAGAGAGUGUCCUUGAACAACAGUGCAAGUGACGAAUUGAAAUUAUUAAAGGAGAAAAACAGAUACAAUGAUGAACUCUCUGAAAAAUCCUUAUUGGCGUCGAAGAAAGACGAGCUGGAUGCGGCGUCUAGGCAUUGGAAAUCGAGAGUGGAGAAAUCCGACGCAGAAAAAUUCUCCGUCGCCGGAAAGAUGGGAGAGAAAAUUAAGCAGACGAUUCCUACGAUUAAUAUACCGGCGGCCACAGAUAGCAACAAGAGGACCCCGCAGGCGAAGAGGUUUAAACUGAAGGAUGGUCCAGAUUCAACACCCACGUCUCCAGAAAAAAAUAGUAACUUUGAUCUCACUAGAAGUAAAUCCCUUUCAUAUUCAGCAAGUUUAAUAUCCAAAACAGAAACCGAAACCAGCAAACAUGUCACAAAAUCAGUAUCCGUACUUAAACCAGACGACGAUACCACCUUCAAAUCGUUCUUCAAGAGUUUUGAGCAUUUUGACAACAAAGAGCAAUUGGACGUGUCUCUGGAAGACUUCGAUGCCAUAAAAAGACAACCGUUGUUGGUGAUUAAGAAGAACGUGCAAGUCCAGAGGAGGAGAGGCGCUUCCAAAAAUCCUAUAAAAGUUCUUGCUGCCAGAUCGGAUAUCUCGGAUGAAUAUACCGAAGUUAUCACUGGAGUUGCGGAGAGAGAGAAAAAGAGACUUAAUAUUGAGAAAUUGGCCAAAAAUUCUAAUAAAGCCCUAGAAGCCUUGGCCGGUUUGGCAAGUACAGAAAACUUCAAAUCCGUCGCCUUGAAGAAAUCAACAAAUCCAAUCGGUUGGCAACCCUGGAAAGACGUGAUGCUGUUGCAAGUGAAAGGUAGAAGGCACAUCCAAACAAGGCUAGUGGAACCAAACGCCAGCAGUAUUAACGAAGGCGACAACUACAUCUUAGUCACUUCGAAGGCUCUUUACACCUAUACGGGCGCCUACUCGAAUGUGAUAGAACAAUCCAGGACUUCCGACAUAGUCAACCAUAUCCAAAAGACGGGAGACAUGGGAUGUAAAGUCAACAGGGUACACAGUAUUAGCAGCAAAGAUAAAUCCAAAUACGCUCUGGAAUUUUGGAAGAUUUUGGGAGCGGACAGUAUACCAGAUACUGUAGGAGCUGGACAUCCUGACGAAGACGAAACCUACGAAUCAAAUAUACUCCACACCAACAUGAUAUACACCUUAGAAAACGACGAAUUGGCACCAUACGAGAAAUAUUGGGGAACUAUACCAAAAGUUGAAAUGUUGAAAGAUACUAAUAUCAUAGUUUUUGAUUUUGGUUCGGAGAUGUACGUAUGGAGUGGGAAAAAUGCUGUCCUGGACAGAAAAAAUCUAGCUCUGAAACUCGCUAAAGAAAUGUGGUUUGAGGGGUACAACUAUUCUGACUGCAAUAUUUGUCCGUUGAAUAUUGCUUCCAUUUUAGGCGAGAGAGCACAAGAGUCGUUGCCUCUUAAAGCCGACAAGAGACCCGAAUGGUCUCUCUUUGCCAAAAUAACGCAGCAUCGCGAAACUGUUCUUUUUAGAGAGAAGUUCCUAGACUGGCCAGAUUUUUCUAGGGUCAUUAGAGUAAGGAGCGACGAAAAUAUCAGAGAAGUGAGCGCUUCCAUUGACAUUAAACCAUGUGACGUCGUCGAGAUGGUUAAAGAAAAAGAUAAAGAACCAGAUUUGAUUGUUGAAAAAAACACGCAUUUAGGCCGUGGAGAUUCAUAUUUUGACGAAGAAUCCAGUCGACUUUUUGAGUACGAGUCUCUGAAGAUAAAAGGUUGGCGAAUUUUGGAAAACAGUUACGAAGAACUGCCCGAAAAGUCUUUAGGUCAGUUUUAUGACGCCGACAGUUACAUCUUUCGGUGGGAUUUCAGGCAAACUGUUAAGGGGAGAAGGUUAGGUGGAGAUCCGUCUAAACACUUGGCUGUAGGGAGGGACAGGUGUAUUUUCUUCUGCUGGCAGGGAAGUAACUCGUCAACGAAUGAGAAAGGCACUGCAGCUUUCCUCACAGUGGAAUUGGACAAGCAGAACGCGCCUCAGAUCAGGGUUGAUCAGGGAUCAGAACCAGCAGCAUUUUUGAGGCUCUUUAACGGAAAUAUGAUUAUAAAUAAAGGCAAACGAGAUGGAACUGAAAAAUCAGAUAAGCCUAGUUUGUAUAUCCUGAGAGGGGAAAAAGUUAACGAAAUUUACCUCAUGGAAGUUCCUUUAGCGAUGAGUUCCUUGAGAAGUAGAUCUUCGUUUGUUAUCAUUGAUGUCGAAGGAGAACAGGUAAUAAUUUGGAAUGGUAUUAAAUCAACCGAUCAAAAAAGACUCGUAGCCAAGAGAGCUGUGGAAAAUUUAAUGAAAAAUAAACCUUCCGAACUAAACUUGGACCAAUUCGAUGAGGAUUUAGACAUAAUUGAACUAACAGAAGGUUCUGAAUCAGAAGAUUUCUUCAGCAUAAUCGGCACUGAAGAUAGAAAUAGCUACUACUCGCUACAAAACAACGAAGAAUCCUUUGAUCAUACCAUGAGGCUUUUCAGGAUGAGCAGCAUUACCGGCGAUUUCGUUGCCAGUGAAGUAUUGUGUCCACAUAGAAGUGAACAUUCUAGUCCUUACCCAUUUGUGCAAUCCGAAUUAUAUUCCUCUAGUCAACCAGCUCUAUUUUUGAUCGAUAACCACCACGAACUGUGGUUGUGGCAAGGGUAUUGGCCCGAGAAAGAUGACGACAACGAUUCAGAUUUAAGCGAUCAGACUGGAUCAGGAGCUGUCCGAUGGCAAGCCGAAAGGAAAGCAGCGAUGCAGACAGCGAUAGACUAUUGGAAACAGACUAACGGUGAUAAACCGAUGGUUGGACACUUAGUGUGGGCGGGAUUGGAGCCAUUGCAAUUUAAAAAUAUGUUUCCGGCUUGGGAGGAUAGGCCUGAUGUCAUGGAACUCAACAAAAAGGAAGGUAAAAAUGAAGGCGACAUCUUAUCCAUCGAAAAAGAAUUAGCUCUGCUAUCCCGAACGACAUAUCCUUUAACGGAGCUUCUUCAGAGGCCUUUACCCGAAGGGGUCGAUCCCACCAAUAUCGAAAAAUACUUAUCCGCCGAAGAUUUCCAAGAAUUACUCGCCAUGACCAAAGAGGAAUUCGAAAAGCUUCCGUCUUGGAAGAAGACCGCUCUGAAGAAAGAAAAAGGACUUUUUUGACCGUUGUUUACUUUUUUUGUCGAAUGUCUUAUGAGUGGAUGCUUUGAUUAUUCAAAGCCCAAUGAUUUUAUUUAAUGUUGUGAUUUUGUUCUGUUAUAUUAUGUACUACAAGAAGCGUUGGAAAGCCAAAGUGUGACGUGUGAAGUGUAUAAUUUGAAAUGUGAAUGCGGUAAUAUCACUAGUAUUGUAGGUAACACUGAUUUAUAGCGUCCUGCACCUUCCGGUUCCUAUUUUUCAGCCUCGUCGAUCUUUCAAGUCUCCUACUCGUAAAUCUUUCUCAGACAUUGCUUUUUUGGAUUCCACUUAUACCAGUGGCGGCUCGUAUCACUUUAAGUAGGUAGUGCCAGAAUUCGGGCAGCUGCGUAAAUUUUUAGUGACGGGUUCACGAUAUUGUCAAAAAAGAUAUAAUUAUAAAAUUGUUGAAUGGGUUGCAUGUGAGAGUUCAUUUUAAAUGAAGUAAAAGACAGACGUACUCUCAAUCAUUUAUUGUAACUUCCGACGACCGGUUUCGCUCUCUAAACUAUGCAGAGCAUCUUCAGGUCAACGGUUACAAGUCACUAAAUGAUUCGGAUAUAAGGAGCUACUACCUCAGUAUUCAUUAACAUGAUGUUAUUGCUUAAGUUAUGCUAAUGGGAUAUGGUGGAAUAGACGGAGAAUGUUACAAAGGUAAACAAGUUUAUGGGAUUUGGGAAUUCUUGAGGGUGAAGAGAUAGUUGUUCACACAACUGCUCACAAACACAAUAACAGGCACAGAUUUGUUGGUUGUCUCUCAACAACUAUCUCUUCACCCUCAAGAAUUCCCAAAUCCCAUAAACUUGUUUACCUUUGUAACAUUCUCCGUCUAUUCCACCAUAUCCCAUUAGCAUAACUUAAGCAAUAACAUCAUGUUAAUGAAUACUGAGGUAGUAGCUCCUUGUAUCCGAAUCAUUUAGUGACUUGUAACCGUUGACCUGAAGAUGCUCUGCAUAGUUUAGAGAGCGAAACCGGUCGUCGGAAGUUACAAUAAAUGAUAAAUGAGAGUACGUCUGUCUUUUAGUUCACUUCAUAUAAUUAUAAAUUAAAGGUAUAUAUUAAAGGUAUAUUAUUAUAUUUUACCAUUUCUGGGGUGUCAAGAAAUUUAAACAUUUAAAAUGCAUUCAGUGAUUGAUUUGACAUCAUGUCCGUCCAGCAAGUAAAAUCUCCAACAUCUCUCAACUUGUCGCCCUUUACACAAAUAUCGGAAAAAUAUAGCUAACUGAAAUUCACCAGCGACGUGACGUCUGUCGUUCCAUCGGCAAUCACUGCAACACAAAGAUAAUUUUCAAUUUCUUUACUUAUUUCCUCGUGAUAAACAUCUAACAUGCACUGAAGGAGUUCAUUUUGUGUUGUUUUGAGCUACAUACUUUUAAUAGAUUUGGAACUUUGAAUAUUAACCUAGUCUUUGUCUAAUUCGGCUAACAUUGAACAGUUCCAUAAAGAUGCCUCGUAUUUUCUUAAUUUUCCUUUUGUCGUGAUUUCUCAAAACUAACUCGAAAGCUCCACAAAACCAUAUAGAUAAAAUUUUUAAUUUGAUUCAAAACAUAUCGAUUCUUAUCCACUUCUUGUUCAUUGCGUUUAAUUAGACUAUAUCGAUAAGCUGAAUUUAACUGGGGGUUUAUUAAAAAUUAAAUUUUUUAAAAUUAUUUAAAAAUAUAAUAAUUUAUAAUAAAAAGUUUAAUAAUUAAAAAUGUAAUAAUUAUAAAUACAAAAACGAACGAGCGAGCGUGUAAAGAAACUCGAAAAUAUAAUGUACUACUCUGUACCAGAAUCUUUUUGCAUCUACGAUCCACUAUUCACUAUGAUCAAAGUAAAAAAUAGAUCUUCCUUGUCGAGCCAGGCACGAAUAGUCUCAUGUAAACGUGUAUUAAAAGUGCAAUAUAGCUCUAUCUCUGUCACUUACAUAUAAUGCCCGUAAAAUCUUUCUCUUUUCAGGCAAGCCAUCUAAGAUUUCGGCACGAUCAUCCCGGCCGCUGUGAGUGGCGACGGUUGUAUUACACUACACAGUUGCCAGAUUUUAUAUAAUUUAUAAAGAGAAAAGAAAUACGCACAAACAAAUGAACGGGCAUUAAGACGGUUUAAUGAUAAAAAAAUAUGUUUCUGCAUAAAAAUAAGAUAGUGCCAUGACUCCAUGGCACUACCUCACCGGCCGCCACUGACUUAUACAGGUAGUCUUCGGUCUGCUUUUCUUUUUUUCCGGGGGUUGCCAUUCCACUCUCGGCUUUGGGAGUCGAUGUUUCUCCAUUCUUUUUACAUUGCCACUCCAACAAAGUUGUUUUUCCUGGAUUUCUUCUAUUAUGUUUGUUUUCCUAUUCAUUGUAUAUCGUACUCGUUCAUUCGUUAUGUGUGAGACUCUAGAGAUGCAGGCCGAUCUUCGCCAGAAGUCCAUUUCCAGUGCGAGCAACUUAUGUUCCGUUCCCUUAUUCAGCUGCCAGGUUUUAUAUUCCACACUUUUUAAGAUGCUAUUAUAUAGCUGUGUUUUCUUUUCUUCUGAUAUGGUUUUUGACCAAAGUAGUGAGUUCAAAGCUCCUAUUAUUCUUCCCUUUCAUAAUUCUUUCCUCUAUUUCGAAUUCUGCCCUUCCAAUUUGUUGAAUUCUCUUUCCAACAUAUACAUAAUCAGAGCUUUGUUCGAUAACCAUAUCAUCCUCUAGUUGUGACUCAUUUUUCUCUCCUCCUAUACUCAUAUAUUUGCUUUAGGCCCCAUUUUUUGUAUUCUCGUAACAGCCGGUUUGUCAUACAUAUUAGAUCAUCUUUAUCCUGGGCAAUCACCACCUGAUCUUCAGCAAAAUGUAAUGUGUAUACUGUUGAGUCGUCGUUUAGCUGUAUCCCUAUGCCAGAAGAUGAUUUCCGCCAUUUUUUCAAGACCUCAUUUAUAUGGCUUUAAACAGUGUUGGCGAUAAGCUCCAUCCAUGUCGUAGUCCUAUUCCGUUGGUGGAUGUGUUGACGGAAACAAUUAUAUAAAUAAUAUUAAUUAAAACGCAAACAAUUGUCAAUAAUAUACUUAUUUAUUUUUGGGUAAACAAACGUGCUUCGUUUAUUAUCUCGUAAGGGUUUUGUUGUUGUUUUAGCGAGGGUGUGUCUGAACCGCGCGCCUGCUGUGUCGAUACUGAAUACUGCGAGACCACCACACUCGAUUAUGUCACCACGCUUGCGGUUUUACAAUAUGGCUAGAAAGGCAAUAAAUUACUACAUCUGCGUUUUAAAAAGAUGAGAACCUUUCUGUAUUUUAAAAAGUUGACAUGAGCGUGGCAAUCUGGCGUCGAAAUCUAUUAGUGUUUCCUUGAAAAAAAAAAAACAUUAAUUUUAUACAAUCUGCUUAGGGAUACAUUUCGUUUCUUAAACUUAACGGCCCUUGUUAGCAUAUGGUUUGUAUAUUAAAUGUGAAUUUAAAAUCACUAAUGUUAUUUCGUUUUGAGAAAGGUUAGUAAAAAUUUAGCAAAAAUAGUAAUUAAAGCGUAUCGCUAUAGUCCCUUAUUCACCAUGAAGCUGUCGGAUAAUCUGUUAUUGAUUUUUAUGUUUGAUUGGGUGUUAUAGAAUUUCUGCACUGCUUUUAUUAAAGUUAUAUUAAUAGGGAAUUUUUCCAUGACUUGCUAUAAUUUACACAGUGACACUGUAUCAUAUAUCUUAAAAGAUCGACGAGAGAUCGACGGUGUAUUUCUGUCUCUGGCUACUUUUUUUUCAUGGAGUUGGUUUUGCGUGAACAUGUGGUCGAUGCAGGAUCUUCCUGCUCGGAAUCCUCUUUGUUGAUCGAUCUCUAAAGGACAGCAUUAGAGUUUUGAAAGUUUUUCCAUAUAAUCUCCUAAUACAACAAUUUUUCGUAAUAUACAACUAGUAUUAUCGCAUUCACAUUUCAAAUAAAGCACCAAACCUUUUAAAAUAUAUACUCGGGUGACUCAGUUGUUUACAGUUUGUUUUUUCUAAAUUUCUUGUAGUUACUGUAGUGGUGAUAUAUAUUUUGUCUUUUUUAUUUUUAAAACAUAUCAAAUUUUAGUGGCUUCAAAAACUCUUAACCAAAUUGCAAAGUGUCUGCCAUAUUUUUGUAAAACUUAAUAUUCUAAAUUUGAUAUAAUCACGUCAUCAUAUUGAUAUAAAUGGUGUUAAAAAAAGUUAUAGCGACAUAGAUAGUUAUAGCAAUAUAGAAACGUUUAUUAAAACGUUCCUAUGUUGCUAUAAUUUUAUGACUGGUUUGUCAAAGACUUGUUAUUUCCACAUUUAUCUAAUAAAGCGACAACUUUUACAACUUUAAAGUUUAACACGUUAAUUAUCCUUACUGUUUGUGUCUAGUUUCAUCCAUUUUUUAGAAAUAUAUCUGCCCCUUUUUUUCACUGUUCUCUUCCAAAUGUGGUUUUCGUUAAUCUGAUGCCAUAUUACUCCUUGAUAUGAUCGUUCCCCAUUCUCUUUUUUAUUUCAAAAGUUUUACUACUUAUGGAUCAUUUGACAUUGUUGACUUUCCCACGCUACGCACUGAAAUAUUGUGUCUUCCAGAGUCUUUAGCUACCAGGGGCUCUUUGGGAGUUGAGGCUUGCUGUAGCGGUUACGCUGCUAAUUAAAUAAAUUCAAUUAAAAUUCCAUUCAAAUACCCCUCAAGAAAUUCCGUGUGAGACGCUCGCGACCGAUCCUACAACGACCUAUCGCUGCACAGGCGCGCCAAGUGGAACAAAAUCGAUUUAAUAUCGAUAUCUCGAUUCCUGAUAUCGAGUUUGACCAACCGCUGGUUCAGAUCGACAAAGUCGAUUUUGUUCCACUUGCCGCGCCUGUGCAGCGAAAGGUCGUUGUAAGAUCGGUCGCGAGCGUCUCACACGGGGUUUCUUGAGGGGUAUUUGAAUGGAAUUUUAAUUGAAUUUAUUUAAUUAGUAGCGUAACCGCUACAUUGGCUUCAAGAUGUACUUAAACUUUUCCUACUACCAUACUGCAUAGGUGCUGCUUAGGCUGUUGAGAUUGAUCUUUGUUUUGAUCGCUGUUAUGACUAAUUUUCAAUUAGUUCCUCUUCUUCGUCAGUCACCGGAUGGCAAAGGCUUUGUUUGCUUCUGCUUUAUUCUUGUGCCACGAGAUAAGUAUGGCCGCUCCAGGCAGAGCCUCAUGACGAAAGAAGAUUAUGCCCUGAGACCAAGAGUUAAGGCGACCUUCUUGAGUUCCACAGUUGAGUAUACAGUUCUUCCCCACAACGGUCAAGAAUAAAGUGCUACGGCUCUCAGAGGAAACUUUACAUAGUAGCAAGGCAUUUUCUCAACUCAGGCUACAAAAAAAAAACAGAAAUUCGACUUUUGAAAAGAAACAAGGGAUUAAAAAAGUUAUAUUUUGUCUGAAUGUGAUUGAGGCGUUAACAUUUGCGUUUAUUAUUGUCGUAGAUGUUACUAAAGGACAUUUAAAUCAAUAUAAGAAAAAAUUGAAGUAAUAGUCAAAGUUAGAGAUGUAUUAAUAAACUGUUGAUUUAACAUAGCUUUCAGAAACCGGUUAUUAGUGUGUUAUGAAAGGGCAAUUUUGUAAAAUAUGGAUAUCAUUGUUGUAUCAAUGCCUCUUAGAGAGUCUUAAUUAAUCAACACAAAGUUUAAAGAUAUUUUACAAAAUAUCCUCACAUUUUUUUACUAAUUAGAUAAUUAGGUGUGGACGUAUAAACAAUUUUGAAGCAUUUUUGAGCUUAAUAAGGACGUUUUAUAGUUUUUUACUGUUUUUUGAAACUGCCAUUUAAGAAAUUAGCUUUUGUAUUUACAUCAAGUGAGUACUUAAUUCGUUUGUUUGAAAAUCAAAUAAAAGAUCAAAAUUUCUUCAGUUGUGGUAUAAUUUUUGUUGUUAUAGGUAAUUAUUUUCUUUAUCAAUUUUGUUUGAAAGAACAUACGAAACUGAAUCUUACAAAUAACUUCGCUAAAACAACUAUGCUAUAAAAAUAGGUUAUUUUGAGGUAAUUUUUACAGUUUCUUUUAUUUACUUAAUAUAAUUCCUAUCCUUUGCCAAGGCCUUAAUUUUCUAACACCUCUGACAUUCCCUUAUGGCUUUGUUAUACUUCUUAUGUAGGGUUUUUCUUCCUUGUCGAUAAAGUGCACUUUCUUUACUUGAGAGUUCCAGCCUAAAACUGGUCUAGGAUCCUUUUAGCUGUCGAUUGCUAUCAGCCCAUUUAUCCCCAGUUCGUGAUCAAUACUUGCUUAUUUGCGGAAGCCUGCUCUGUGCUAUGUCAUUCAUUUAUUCAUUCAUUAAGCAUUACACUCCCUAGGGAUUGUAGUUAUUGUCCUUUUCAUGAGCAUUUUUCAGUGCGUAACUAAUGAUAGGAAAAAGGGUAAGUCCGUGAUAAUACACAUUUAUGACAUUUAUUCUAACAUGACAUUUUAGUUAAAUCUGACAGUUGUCACAUUUUAUUUUCAAUUUGGAAUAAAAACAAAUCAAAUGUGUUUCUUGCAUUUAUAAAAUGGUAUUUUCUUUGAUUUGUAUAGUCUUAUAAAUUAUACAGAUUAUAUUUGUAAUAUUAUUAUCUAAUUAAAAAAAAUAUUUUUUUUAUUAUGGCGCCAUCUAUCGACAACUAGAAUAACUAGAAUAAAUGUUUUAAAUGCCUGUAAUCACGGACGUGCUUUUUUUCUGUCACAUACAAUUUAAUGCGUUAGAAAGAAAUCGAAAAACUGUGACGCACUGAAAGAUGAUCAUGAGAAAAAGAAUAACGUCAUGGCGUUCAAAAUCCUAUUCCUGGUUGCGGUGGAUUACUCAUCUAUGUCAUUUAUAGCUUGCUGUGUCUUUUCUGCUGUCGUGACCCUUUUCCAUUUUUUCCUGUCCUUGCACUAAACUUUCUAGUCUUUAAUAUUCAUUGUUCUUAAACCUUCUAAAUCAUCCAUCCAUCUUCUUCUAUUCCUUCCUCUACACCUGUGCGAUAGUGGUGGUUGUUUUCAUUCUUAUUUCUCCCUCUUUUGUUACAUUGUGGUCCAGUAUCGUUCUCAUUAUUUUUCUUUCAACUUUCAGAAGGCUAUCUUCCUCUUUCUGGUUAAUAGUCAUUGUUUCCAUCCCAUAUGUAACAACAGGUCUUAUUGUUCAUCUUAGAAUCUUGCUUAUCAGCAGAUGUCCAAUAAUAUAGCUCUGCGAUAUUCACCUUGUUAGGCCACCAAAUUAUAAUGAUAUUAUGAAGGCACCUACAUAUAUGCAACAGAAACUUGAAUCUUCAAGCUUGUUUCCAUAUCUUACAGUUAUUCAGGAGAACCCACUUCAUGCGGAAGUUGUGCAGAGCAUCCUUAAUUCUUUGUAAUCCUGCUCUGUACUUUUUAAUCAACCCUUCUAUUUUCUUUCAGCGUAAAGCUAAACUAAGAAAACUAAGAAAAAGUGAAUGUGUCCCAGAUGCCAAGACUUUCGAUCAUUCGUCAUACCUGGACAACCAAUUGCGUUAAAGGAAAGAGGUCACAUGUUCCGUGGGUGGUGUGUUGACGGAAACAAUUAAAUGAAAUUACAAUAAGUGUAAGACAACGAACAAUAUAUUUAUUUAUUUUUGGGUAAAAAGUCGUGCUUAUAUCUCGUAAGAGGGUUUGUUAUUUUUUGCGGGACGACGGUUUGUGUCAGACUGCCUGUGGAUGAACUAAAAACAUUAGUUUUACAUUUCUGUGGUUUUUAAAGAAGUUGAAGACUGAUUUAUUGACAUAAGGAGGCUGGCCCUUUAUCGUCCCGUAAUCUAUUAUGGAAUUUGCGUUUCCCAUACAUAAACUGAACAGGCCAUCAACAUCUUGUGUUUUAAAAGCUGAGAAGGCAUUUUUUCUGAAUACUGAUUUAUUUCGUUUCUUAAAAUUUAAGAGGCCCUUUAUGCAUAUGGUUUGUGAAUUUUAAAAUGGGACGUAUUAUUUAAUUUUGAAAAAGUUAUUAAAAAUUAAAAUUAGCAAAAUAGUAAUUGAAGCGUGUCGCCACAGUUGCUACAUUGAUAAAUUAUCUGUGCACACCUGUGCACCACUUAUUUAUCUCAAAUGAAGAAAAUAGAUACAUAAAACGGCAUCAAACACAUAUCAUCAUAAGCCUCUUCCUCGUGUCUCCAUCCCCGUCUAUUCUGCUCCGCUCUCAUCCAGCUUUUUAUCUAGAUUUUUCCAAUAACCCCUUUAUCCAUCGCCCUCUAUCAUUCUAGCUAUGUGUCCUGCCCAUCUCCAUUUUACUCUGGCUAUGCCAGUCACCUUGGUUCUUCUUCUGAUGUUUUUUUAUUUUAUCUCGCAGAGGUAUUCGUAACAUGGAUCGCUCCAUUCAUUUCUGCGCGACUCUCAGUUUCGUAACCAAGGCUUACCUUAAGGUAAGUGUUUCUGCCCCGUAUAUCAGUACUGGGAGGACGCAGUGAUUAAAUACUUUACUAGAGGCAUGUAGGCUGCUCAUUUUUAGAAGUUUUUUUCAGUUUAUACAGGGUGAGUGGGGAGGAACGCGCCAAACGUUAAGACUGUAUAAUAUACGUAAAAAUAAUCAAAAAUAACUCAUAUUCGAUUUUCAUUUGUUUCUGAGAUACGGGGAGUUAAAAUUUUUAUUACAAACUGACGAUUUAUUUAUUGCUCUAAAACCGGUUGAGGUGUGCAAAUGAAAUUUGGUGGGUUUUAAGACAUAGCUAUUGCGCAUGUUUUGACACACAAUUAAGAAUUUUAUAUUCACCAUUGGCGCGCGUACGGGUAAUAGUCUGAAAUUUUUUAAAGAUAAAAAUGGUACGGCACUGAAAUAUUUCAAAUUAAAAAGCUUUCUUCAAUUCCUCGUUCAAUUUGUGACAAAAAAAUCUAUCUUCCCUUUUUUUCAUGCGACGCUUAGUUUUCAUGCAAAAAAUAAAACAUCUUAACGCUUACAAAGUUUUCGACGAAGUUUCUAUAUGAAUGUGUAGAAACUUAUUUCGAAUACUUUGUAAGCGUUAAGAUAUUUUAUUUUUUGCAUGAAAACGAAGCGUCGUAUGAACAAACAUGAAGAUAGAUGGUUUGUCAGAAAUUGAACAGGGAAUUGAAAAAUAAUGUUUAAUUUGAAAUAUAUCAGUGGCGUACUAUCGGUACGCGCGCCAAUGGUGAAUAUAAAAUUCUUAAUUAUUGUGUGUCAAAAUAUGUGCAAUAACUAUGUCUUAAAACCCACCACAUUUCAUUUGCACACCUCAACCGGUUUUAGAGCAUAGAUAAAUCGUCAGUUUCUAAGAAAAAUUUUAACACCCCAUAUCUCGGAAACAAGUGAAAAUCGAUUAACAACGUAUGAGUUAUUUUUGAUUAUUUUUACGUAUAUUAUACAGCCUUAAAGUUUGGCGCGUUUCUUCCAACUCACCCUGUAUAUGCUACCCACCAAGACCGAACAGACACAUAAAUUCAUGAAAUUCUCUCAGUUUUUCAUAUGCUGUCCACCCAAGGCUGAUCAAACACAUAUAAAUUCAGAAAAUUAUGCAAAAUCGUACACGUUUUUUUAUAUACGGGUUGAUCGAUCUUAUAUAAGAUAAGGUUCUUCUUUUUAAUUCUAUUUUAAAUUCUUCUGGCCGAGCGUCUUCUUCUUAGGUUGAUAUUAUUGUUGCUCAUCUGUUUUAAACUUUGUAACUGUGUUUAGUAGCAAGUUUUCUAUGCUCUACAUGUUACAGUUGAAACUUUUUGUUAAAUUGACUUUGAAAAUAUAUUACUUUAUUCACUGGUUAUCAAUUAUCUUGUAACGCUAAUAUCUACGAACAUAAACUUACGUGCAUAGAAAUCGGCCCACUUAAAUAUUUGGUCAUUUUUGAUGUCUAAUAUUUCCUAAACCUGUCGGUCGAUUUAUGUGAUUUUUUGAACAUGUUAUAGCCUGAUUCCUUAACAAUACCACUGUAAUAAUAUUGUUGCCAAAGAGGUAAAUUUUCAUUGUAUACCGGGUGUACCAAUCAAACUGUGUUUUUUUCUCAAAGUUCUCAUCGCCCUGUGGAAUAUUCUAGCAUUUAUAAAAUACUGAAAUUAAAACCCAACUAUAGCCUCAGGUUCUUUUAACAUUCCGUUUUUUGAUUCAUUCGUUUAUGUUGGAUAAUAAAAAAGGUAGGUACUUUAACAACUAGACAUGUUCUUUAUCAAUACACGUGUUUCUAAAUAAGUGCGACAAACUUUAAGGGGCAAUUCUGCAUGAAAAAAUAAUGACCGUUUGCAUCAUAAACGUAUGUCCGCAAAUGUUUCGUUUACGAGAUACGGGAUGUUGAAUUUUUUCUUACAAACUGACGAUUUAUUUAUUGCUUUAAAACCAGUUGAGAUAUGCAAAUGAAAUUUGGUGGGUUUUAAAACGUAGUUAUUGGACAUUUUUUGACAUACAAUUAAGAAUUUAAUUUUCACCAUUAGCGCGCAUACGUGUAAUAUGACCGAUCAUAUUACCCGUAUGCACGCUAAUGGUGAAUAUAUAAUUCUUAAUUUUAUGUCAAUAAAUCCGCAAUAACUAUCUCUUAAAACUCACCAAAUUUCAUUUGCAUAUUUCAACUGGUUUUAAAGUGAUAAAUAAAUCGUCAGUUUAUAAGAACAAUUUCAACAUCCCGUAUCUCGGAAUCGAAACAUUUGCGGACAUACGUUUAUAAAGCCAACUAUCAUUAUUUUUUAAUUCAGAAUUACCCCUUAAAGUUGGCGUUACUUAUUUAGAAACACCGUGUAUUGAUGAAGAACAUGUCUAGUUGUUAAAGUACCUAACUUUUUUAUUGUCCAACAUAAACGAAUAAAUCGAAAAACAAAAUGUUAAGAAAAUCUGAGGCUAUAGUUGAGUUUUAAUUUCAGUAUUUUAUAAAUGCUAGAAUAUUGCACAGGGCGAUGCGAACUUUGAGAAAAAAAUCAAAGUUUGGUUGGUACACCCGGUAUAUAAUGAAAAUUUACCUGUUUAACAACAAUAUUAUUACAGUGGUAUUGUUAAAGGAUCAGGCUAUAACAUAUUCAAAAAAUCACUUAAAUCGGCCAACAGGUUUAGGAAAUAUUAGACAUCAAAAAUGACCAAAUAUUUAAGUGGGCCGAUUUCUAUGCACGUAAGUUUAUUUUAGUACACUUAUAUUCGUGGUAUGUGGUUUGGAAGAUUCAGUUUUGUAAAUUUUUUUGUAAACAUUUUCCUUGAAGUGUAACCAAAAUUUUCCAAGCUUACCAGAUGACCUAAAUGUUCAUAACUGGAUUUUUAUUACAUUGACAUUGCAAAUAUUUUCAGGUCAUUGUUUGGAAAAUAUGCAUAAAUAGUUUUUUAUUCUGGUCUUCUGGAUAAAACAUUUACCAUCGUCGUAUAUCAUUUCGGUUUAUCGUAAAUGGUGUUGUUAUGAUGAACAAGUGUAAAAAAGUAUAAACUGGAGGUGUAGUAGGUAAUAUUGGAUAAUUUGUUGACAAUUUGGUAAUCUAUAUGUGGAAAUUACAAGAAAGUGCUUUGGUCCCUUCUAGUCUGCCCAAAACAUAGACCGUAACAUUUUCACUUCAUCUACUUCUAUCUUAUUUUCCUGAACGCUCUUUGCAUUUCACACUUCACCGCCGUAACCCAAUGCUGGUCUCACGUCUCUUGUAUAUCUUUUCUCUCAGCCCUCUCCCGAUUUUUUGAUCACAGAGUACACCACUCAUUAGCUUCCAGAUAAAUCAACUAACCUUUAUCCUGUGGGCUAUGUUUCGGUCUAGUGUCUCAUUUUCCGUUAUGUAGGAGCCAUUGUAUUUAAAUUCUCCUAUUCGUUCUAGUUUUCCCAAGCAAUUCGUUGUUCCCCACAAUUCCUGUACGUCCAGAUCACAUAUACUUUGUUUUCGACCUGCUAAUCUUAUAUGUCUUCCCUUUCAAUAGCCGUUCUCCAACUCUCGAACAGUUUUUUUCUCCUCCGCUAAUAUAGGACAAUAUUCCAGCUGUGUCCCGGAAAAUAGUGCGUUCCUUUAAGGUAUGGAUAGAAUACACAAUUAGAACAAAAAAGUUCAGUAACAUUUUUUUCUAAAGUUAACUGUUUCCAAAAAAAUAUUACAUUGUUUUACGUAUUUUAAUGUUUAGAAAUUUAAAUAGCCUGGUAAUAUCAUACGCACUACGGAAUAAUAACAGAUAAUAAGAACUGGCUUGUGAUUUUUUACAGUACAUAUUUAAAAUAAUCCAACCUAACAGUACUUGUGCAUUUACUAUUAUUUGUUUUUUUUUGUUAUUUGUUUACUAUAAUUAUUUAGAUACACAUACACAUACAUAAUUUUAAACGAAUUAUACAUCUUUUCACAUAAAAACACAUCUUUUAACUGAACUAGUAUUAUGUAUUUAGUAAGUUUUAAAUGUGUUGAAUGCUGAGGGCUUUAACAUGAAAAUUAAAUACACCAGAUUAAGUUGUACUUACUUGAAUAUAAUUAUUAUAACCAAUAAAUGUUCAUGUUCAAAGUAACUCACUUUCACGAACACAUACAUUCAUACGACGAGAAAUACCGGAAAAACACUUUGAAAGAAAUUAUAGUAUGUAUCUAGUGAUCUGCCAUAAAUAAUCAAAAUAAUAACAUAAUAGGUAAUGAAGUCACGAUUCGAAAACAUUUUAGGCAUUGACACUAAACACGAUUCUUUCAAACUAUCCAUGUAUUUACUAAACAUAGGACUGUCUACGUUUAAAUUUUCAUACCUCACAGUGUUGCCAGAUUUUAAUUUGCAUACCAAAAUGUAUUUUAAUUUUUUGGUCAAACGGUACCAUUUAGAAAAAAAUGUUAAAAGAGUUUUUUGUUUUACAUGGUGCUCUCUACCUACACCUUUAAGGAACGCACUAUUUUCCGGGACACCCUGUAUAAACAUGUCUGUAAUUUCACCUUAUUUCAUAAUUUAUAUUGUAAAUAUCUGAUCUAAAGACUUCCCUUAGUUUUCUGUAAGCUGCCCAUUGCCCAUGUUAGUCCUAUUCUCCUGUUUAACUCUGUUGUCUGAUUGUCUCUUCACAAUUUAAUCUCGCGGUCCAGAUAUUUGUUAAAUUAGUUGAGAUGUUUUUGGCCAGUACAAGGUUGGUCAUGUCAGAUUGUGUUUUAGAAACGUCAAUUUUAAGGCCAACUCGUGUACAAGAGCCAUGAAGUUGGCAGGCAUGAUACCCCCUGUCUGCAAUAAGUACUAUGUCGUCUGCAAACGUCAAGUUGUUUAGAUACUCCCCAUGUAUGUUGACUCCAAUAUUUUACCAAUUACUGUUCCUCAUAACACUUUGUAACAAAGCGAUGAACAAUUGAAGAGAGAUGGUGUCCCUUGCCUAAUACCCCUCUUCAAGUGAAAUGUGUUUGUGUCCCCUCAGUAGAUUCUCACGGCAGCUGUUAAUCUGUUAAUAUAUGUUACGAAGAAGAGCUCUUUAACUACGAUCAAUGCUGCAUUCUGUAAGUGCUUUUAACAAUGCUGGACUGAAUCAAACGCUUUCUCAAAGUCUUUAUGCUCAUACAGGUAAAUAAUAUAUGAUUUUUACAUUUACCAUAGACAGAAAAAUUGUAAUAAUAUUGUAAACUAUAAUAAAAAGUUCUAAAAACAAACAAUUACAAAAUUAAUAAUAGCUGUAGUCUAUAUUCUUUAUUAAUUACUAUUUCUACAAGUUUUUUCAAAGGUCUAGAGUGGUAAAUGUUAAACAAAGAAUUCUAUUUGAUGAAAAUCUUCAUAAUGAACUAAAUGAACGCAUUCUUGAGACUGGAGAACAAAAAGAUGAGUUUGUUCAUCAUAUUGCACCGUUAUAAUGAACCGAUUUGAUAUAAAAUUUCUAAAAACUAUAAAAAUAUUUUAACUUUAUUUUAUCUUCUAAUAUUAUCUGUGAUUAGGCUAUGUAUUUAUGUUGUAACUUGUAUAUAUUAUACCCAAAGUGUAUAUAAAAGAGGUGCCUUGUAAUUUUUCGGAAUUGAGAGCACUCAAUAGAUUUUUGAGUCGCUGAACAUUUCUAGUCUUUGUGAUCCUCACGGCACUGACAUUAUUAAGUUAUUAUUUCUGAGAUUUUUCACACUUUCAAAUUUUAAUUUAUUUGUAUGAUAUCGACAUGUUUAAAAUAGUUUUUAGAGUUAUCUUUGAAGGUUAUCGAAAUUUUUAGUUUUAACAAAUUGGCGUCAAAGUGACAAUUUUUUGGCAGAGUGUUCCAAUGAAUGAGCGAAAAUCACUUGACUGGGUCCUAUUUUACUCAAGUUUUAUUGAGUUUGCAUCAACUUCUGAACAAAGACCUCCCUGUUUUGUGCUAUUUGGUCGCAUUUUUUUCUCCUCACACCUGUCUAAAAAUUUAUUAAUAAAUAAAUAGUCAGUGGGGAAUAUUUAAUCUUUUUCCUAUGCCCCGGGUUGGGCGCCUACGUAAAAACACACAUUUUUUUUCAAAUUUAUUAGUAAAGAGAAUCUUUUUCUGCCCACUUCCAGAAUAUUUAUCAUGUUUGUUCUAUCCUGCCAAAAAUUAUUAUCAGUAUGAAUACUACACCGCUUUUUUCCACUUUUUGGAAUUGUUAUUCUCAAUUAGUGUAUUGUUUUAAUUCAUAAGUGUUAAAUGUCUUAAAUUUAUAAUCUCAUAUUAUGUAUUCUCAUGUUGACAUUCUUACCGUCUGGAGAUAAUUUGAAACUUCUUCUGAUCCUUUUUUAAGACUUAAUAAGAUGAAAUAUUGAACGGAUGUAGACUUGCACACUGUUCUCAAUAGUGUAUCCUUCCUUCUGUGUCUACCGCCUCUGUUUAAGUAUCUGCAAUUUAAAUAUUAUAAUUACACAUACAUAUAAUUUCAGCUUAUGUAAUUUCAUAUUUGUGUGUAAAUUAUUUUGCCAAAUAGCCCGGUCAAUGAGCACAAAAGUUUGCCAAAAAAAUAAAUCAAGAAUGAAAGUUUAUUAUACAUUUCUAAAAGAAUAUAUAAGUUGAAAAUGUUUUAUCGAAAAAAAGAACAAUACCAAAGGACCUCCAUUUUACAAAAAUGUUGCGAAAAGAGUUGACUUAUGUAUUUCUUGUAUUUCGUAAAAUAAUUAAAAACACAAUUUUUUUGACAAUUAUAUUGGCACUUUGCUUUAAAAAUUGGUCUUCUUAUUUAUUUUUCAUUAUUUUACAAAAUACAGCCCAAUAUAUGAAAACUCAACCUUUCUUGAAAAAUGUUUGCAAAACAGAGGUACCUUAGGAAUGUACACUUUUUUUAUUUAAUAAUAGACACUUUCAUCUACCUAUUCUCAAAUUCUCUUCCUUAAUUUAUUUUAUUUGGAUCAUAGAGUUCUUUGAUCGGGCGAAAAUGCCAUUUUGGAAAUUUUAUGCACUCUUCUCGUAUAUUUUAUUCCAAUGAUUUUUUCGCUUUCAAAUAAAGUCGGAUUUUCAGUUAUUUUUGCACCUUGUAUUUAGAUUCUUUUAAGAGUUUCCAGUUUCCGAAAUGUUUAUUUGUAGAAGAUAUCAACAUUCUUUCUCAGUUUUUACAGCCAAAUUGUCAAAAUUAUUAAUUUCGAAAAACUUAUCCCAAAAAAGUUUUCAUAAAUAUAUAGAAUAAUAAAUAGAACAUUAUUUGUAAAUAACGCACAUCUUUAUGUAAAAUUUGACGCUAUUAAAUAAUAAAAUAAUCCAAAUUUAACGUAAUAUUUCCAAUAGGGCCAAUCCUAUUAUUUUACAUAUGAUCAGUUUUUUUAUUAUUCUGUAUAUUUUGACAAUAUUGUAAUCGAAGUCUGUAAAAUUCGUAUUGUAUUUAAGUCUUUUCUAUACUAAAAUAAGAUCAUACAUUUGUAAUUAUAUUGUUGUGUACUCUCAUAACCUUUUUGAUUAAUAAAUAUUUUCACAGAAAUCAGA
Molecule: messenger RNA, 26471 nt
Organism: Diabrotica virgifera virgifera (western corn rootworm)
Lineage: Eukaryota; Metazoa; Arthropoda; Insecta; Coleoptera; Chrysomelidae
Product: supervillin-like
Exons: 19
Coding region: 455-10849 (3464 amino acids)
Biological process (GO): actin polymerization or depolymerization; actin filament severing; cytoskeleton organization
Cellular component (GO): cytoplasm; actin cytoskeleton
Molecular function (GO): phosphatidylinositol-4,5-bisphosphate binding; actin filament binding
Source: RefSeq, a predicted model, not a curated record